Molecule: messenger RNA, 1904 nt
Organism: Pseudophryne corroboree (corroboree frog)
Lineage: Eukaryota; Metazoa; Chordata; Amphibia; Anura; Myobatrachidae
Product: cytochrome P450 2D15
Exons: 9
Coding region: 93-1604 (503 amino acids)
Biological process (GO): arachidonate metabolic process; xenobiotic metabolic process
Cellular component (GO): intracellular membrane-bounded organelle; cytoplasm
Molecular function (GO): heme binding; oxidoreductase activity, acting on paired donors, with incorporation or reduction of molecular oxygen, reduced flavin or flavoprotein as one donor, and incorporation of one atom of oxygen; iron ion binding
Source: RefSeq, a predicted model, not a curated record
UUGACUAGGCAGCUAGAUCUGGCACGCACAUACUGUAUGUGAGAAAACGAUCUGACAGCAAAUACUGUUAGUAAAUCUAGAAUUUAACAGACAUGGGAAAACCAGAGGUUCUCUCCCUUCUGUUUUCCAAUGUAUUUUUACUGGGAAUCGUCUUCAUUAUUUGUCUUUUCCUCUUUGAUUUUGUGAAGAGAAGGAAGAAGUGUUCACGGUUCCCCCAAGGUCCUAAAGGUGUGCCCUUUCUGGGUAACAUUCUGCAGAUAGACUUCAACAAACCUCAAGUCACUUUUUACCAGCUAAGCAAGAAGUUCGGGAACAUAUUUAGCCUGCAGUACUUCUGGACUAAAAUCGUGGUGCUCAAUGGGUUUGAAGUGAUGAAGGAAGCUCUGAUAAACAGGUCUGAGGAUAUAGCAGAUCGUCCCAGAUUUCCUCUCUAUGAGAAAGUAGAAUGUGCAGGCGAUUCCAAAGGAUUGGUGUUAGUCAGAUAUGGGCGUUCCUGGAAAGAGCAAAGAAGAUUCACUCUGUCAACGCUGAGAAACUUUGGGAUGGGAAAGAAAUCCCUGGAGGAGAGAGUGACAGAGGAAGUGCACUGUAUGUGUUCGGUAUUCAAAUCCCAGAAAGGUAUUGCUUUUGAUCCCUGUUUCCACAUUACCAAAGCAGUUAGCAAUGUGAUCUGUUCCAUAGCAUUUGGAGAUCGGUUUGCAUAUGAUGACGCAAAAUUCCAAAAACUCUUAAAACUUUUUGAGGCAGCCCUAAAAUCGGAAUCUGGACUACUGGGUCAGGUUUUAAAUGAAAUUCCUUUGCUAAUGAACAUUUCAUGGCUUGUUGAUUAUGUUCUUCGGCCAGAGUAUGAAAUUAUUGCAUUCCUGAAGGAAAUGGUUUUGGAACAUAAGAAAAGUUGGAAUCCUAAUUACAUUCGUGAUUUUAUUGAUGCCUAUCUACUGGAGAUGGAAAAAGUAACAGAUCCUGACAGUAGUUUCAAUGAGACAAAUCUACUCUUGACAACAUAUGAUUUAUUUGCAGCGGGGACAGAAACCACAAGUAACACCUUGAGAUGGGCACUCUUAUACAUGCUGCUCUACCCAGACGUCCAGUCCAAAGUCCACGAGGAGAUUGAUCGGGUGAUUGGAAAAGAGAGAAAGCCUACAAUGGGAGAUGUGCUGGAAAUGCCAUAUACUAAUGCUGUGAUCCAUGAAAUACAACGGUGUGGGGACAUUGUUCCCCUAGCUUUGCCACAUUCGACCUACAGGGACAUGGAAAUUCAAGGACAUUUUAUACCAAAGGGGACCACCAUCAUCACCAACCUGUCCUCUGUGCUGAAAGAUAAGCAAGCGUGGGAGAAACCUCUGCAAUUUUAUCCAAAGCAUUUUCUUGAUGAAAAUGGCAAGUUUGUAAAGCGAGAAGCUUUCAUGCCGUUUUCUGCAGGACGACGAGCUUGUUUGGGAGAGCAGCUAGCCAGAAUGGAACUUUUCCUUUUCUUCACAACUCUUUUGCAGCACUUUACCUUUGAGAUACCAAAUGACCAGCCUCGCCCACGGGAGGACCCUCUUUAUGCAUUUACACUAAGUCCACAUCCUUAUGAUGUGUGUGCUGUAGCCAGAAUAUAAAUUUACUUAACAGAGGAGAAAUCUGUAUUAAAUUUCCGUUGCUUAUAUAUCAGUUUCAAUCUUAGGUUAAGAAUUGAAUUUUUAUUAUACAUAAACGUAACCACUGUAAAUUUUGGGAUAAUACCAUGAAAAUAUAUGUAUGACAGUGGCAGAAAAAUGGAUUAUGUUCAUGGUGAUGGCUAAUAAUCUGGGGUUUCUGAUUUUUAAUAAUGCUUGACAAAACUGUGAAUCCUAAAAUCCGUGAAAUGCCCAUUUUUUGUGAUUUAAAUAUAAUUAAAAAUCUACAAUCAAUUGGAAAAA